CCCACGCACUAGUGUACACAAUAUGAUGAGCUUCACUACACGCCGGAGCAAGCCCGAGCUUGUGGUGCCAUCACGACCGACGCCCCACGAGACGAAGCACCUGUCUGACCUGGACAACCUCCGCAACCACCAUGAGUACACUGCAGUAGUCUGCUUCUUCCGUAGCGCCGGUCGCAUGCCGAAGGACACCGCGAAGGCCAUUCGGGCGGCGCUCGCCGAGGCCCUGGUGUACUACUACCCGGUGGCUGGCCGGCUCCGGGAACUUCCCGGCGGCAAGCUGGCAGUGGAGUGCACGCAGGAAGGCGUGGUGUUCGUCUCGGCAGAGGCCGACCUGGAGCUCCAGGAGCUCAAGCCACUCGUGCUGCCAUUCCCAUGCGACGGUGAGCUCGUCUGCGAUAACGUGGGCGAUGUUGGCGUCGUCCUUGGCAAGCCGUUGUUCUUCAUGCAGGUGACACAAUUCAAAUGCGGUGGAUUCGCUCUUGGUCUGCACAUCAUGCACUGCAUCGCCGACGCCUUCGGUUGGAGCCAGUUCAUGAAAGCCGUCGCCGAUCUUGCCCACGGCGAGCCGGCGCCGCUCGUCCUGCCCGUGUGGCAACGGGAAUUCCUGACGGCGCGAAGCCCGCCGAACAUCGCCGACGCCUACCAGGCGUUCCAGCCGCUAGUGGAAGGCACAGGCGUCCACGACGCGCUCCAGUCCACACCGCUCGAUACCAUGGCGUGCCGGUCCUUCCUCUUCGGGCGCCGGGAGAUCGCCGCCCUGCGGAGCCAUAUCGUCGUCCCGGCGAACCUCCGGCAGCGCUGCACGGACUUCGACGUGCUAGCUGCCGUGACGUGGCUGUGCCGCACGGCGGCGCUGGGCUACGAGCCGAGCCAGAAGGUGUACCUCUACUUCCCUUCCAACGCGCACGGCGGCCGGAGGAAGGGAUUCCUCCGUGUCCCGAGAGGGUACUACGGCAACGCCCUCCUCUACAGGAUCUUGGGGGUCGCCGCCGGCGAGCUACGCGCUGGCGGGCUCCGGCGCGCGGUCGAGAUCGUGUGCGAGGGCAAGGGCGGCCUCUCGCCGGAGUACGCGAGGUCCACGGUGGAUCUGCUGGCGUCGCUGCGUGGCAGACGGCUGUUGUUUGACGGAGUGUUCGUCGUGUCGGAUGUCACCGAGUUCGUUGGAGACGGGCUGGACUUCGGGUGGGGUGAGUGGGCUGGCGGUGGGGUGGUCGGGCCCAAGCUUGCUAGUUUCCACACGAGGUGCAAGGACGCUGACGGCGAGGAGUCUGUCGUUGUAUCGAUGGUUUUGCCGGACGUGAUCAUGGAGAAGUUUCAAGAGGAGCUGGCUGUGUGGCUCAAUGGAGAUGGGAAGAACGGAAGAAGGUUGCCACGCUCAGCCUUGUAGAGUAGUCUCAAUCAAUGGGAUAAAUAAUGUUAUAUAUGGCUGGGGUCUUAUUGUGGAUUUGUGGUUUCUUUAUAAUCAAUUAUAAGUGCGCCGUAAUAAACUGUAACCGUAUAACUAAAAUCAGUUACUAUUGUUGUGUUGUAAUACUAAGAAAGACUGCAACGAAGAGUCAGGUUAUCUGUUCACCUUA
Setaria italica (foxtail millet) is the source of this 1577-nucleotide messenger RNA. Its product is annotated as acyl transferase 1. The record is from RefSeq and is a predicted model, not a curated record. NCBI's taxonomy places the organism in Eukaryota, Viridiplantae, Streptophyta, Magnoliopsida, Poales, Poaceae. The transcript is spliced from 2 exons. Bases 23 to 1387 code for a protein of 454 amino acids.